Poeciliopsis prolifica (blackstripe livebearer) is the source of this 4385-nucleotide messenger RNA. Its product is annotated as NLR family CARD domain-containing protein 3-like. Bases 99 to 3353 code for a protein of 1084 amino acids. Gene Ontology annotation, molecular function: protein binding. The transcript has 11 exons. Lineage: Eukaryota; Metazoa; Chordata; Actinopteri; Cyprinodontiformes; Poeciliidae. The record is from RefSeq and is a predicted model, not a curated record.
GAAAAACCUAAAAAUUUCAGACACUUAUUUUCACUUAUCUUUGCUGUGUUGCAGAUCAACUUCAAACUGAAGAUUGAUGUGGCCCUGAACUCGGCAUCAUGGAUCAGAGUGAGGAGCUGAAAGAAGGAGAAACUCAGAGCAAAGCUAAGAGCAAAUCUGACGAUGAAGUGGAAUCAGAAUCCUGGGAGAACAAGUCCAAAGAGGAUUUUUUUUAUUUUAAAUCAAACCAGCCUUCAUCUAGAAAGAGAGUUCAGCACUCACUGCCCAGCUGUUCAUCUGGACAACUGUCAGAAAUAGAAAAACAUCCUUCUCCAAAGAGAGUGAAGCUAAACCCAGAGGCUCCUAGUUGUACAUCUCCCCAACAGCAUCAAACAGAGCUGGACUCCACAUAUAAGGAGCUGAAAAAGAAGAUUUUCACCUUUGAGGAAAAUGAGCUGAAAAAGAUCCAAAUGGUUCUGGCUUCAGAUUACCCAGAAGGUUUAGAUGAGAAUAAGGAGGAGCAUGAAGUUUCAGAGGGUGAAGAUAAACAGCAGAUGAACAGCAGCAGAGAAGCAUUUGAGAAAAUCACACAGCACUUCCUGAGGAUGAUGAACCAGGAGGAGCUUGCUGACCGUCUUCAAAGCAGAUCAUUCACCACACGUCAACAAACACUAAAGUCUAACAUGAAGAAAAAGUUCCAGUUUGUGUUUGAAGGAAUUGUAAAAUCAGAAAAUCAAAACUUUCUCAAUCAGAUCUACACAGAGCUCUACAUCACAGAGGGAGGAUCUGAAGAGGUCAAUAAGGAACAUGAGGUCAGACAGAUUGAAUCAGUGUCCUGGAAACCAGAAAGGCCAGAAACAACAAUUAGACCUGAAGACAUAUUUAAACCCUCACCUGAGAGAGAUGAACCAAUCAGAACAGUGAUGACAACAGGAGUGGCUGGUAUUGGGAAAACAGUCCUGACACAGAAGUUCACUCUGGACUGGGCAGAAGACCAAACUAACCAGGACAUCCAGUUCAUGUUUCCAUUCACAUUCAGAGAGCUGAAUCUGUUAAAAGAUAAACAGUUCAGCUUAGUGGAGCUUGUUCACCACUUUUUUAGUGAAACCAAAGGAAUCUCCAGGUUUGAAGAUUUAAAAGUUGUGUUCAUCUUUGAUGGUUUGGAUGAAUGUCGACUUCCACUGGACUUCAAGAGAAAUGAGAUCCUGACAGAUGUAAGAAAGUCCACCUCUGUGCAUGUUAUUCUGACAAACCUCAUCAGAGGGAACCUGCUUCCCAAAGCUCUCCUCUGGAUAACCACAAGACCUGCAGCAGCCAAUCGGAUCCCAACUGAGUUUAUUGGUAUGAUGACAGAGAUCAGAGGAUUCACUGAUCCACAGAAAGAUGAAUACUUCACAAAAAGAUUUAAAUAUAAGAAACAGACCAGCUUGGUAAUCUCCCAUGUAAAGAAAUCCAGAAGCCUCCACAUCAUGUGCCACAUCCCAAUCUUCUGCUGGAUCACUGCUACAGUUGUGGAAGACAUGUUGAACAAGAAAGAUGGAGAAGAGCUGCCAAAGACCCUGACUGAGAUGUACAUUUACUUCCUGGUGGUGCAGACCAAACUGAAGGUCAUCAAGUACGAUGGAGGAACUGAGACAGAUUCAAUCUGGAGUCCAGAGAACCAGAAGAUGAUCGAGUCUCUGGGAAAACUGGCUUAUGAGCAGCUGAUGAAAGGAAACCUGAUCUUCUAUGAAUCAGACCUGACAGAGUGUGGCAUCGAUAUCACAGCAGCUUCAACAUACUCAGGAGUUUUCACAGAGAUCUUCAGAGAAGAGAGAGGUCUGUACCAGGACAAAGUUUUCUGUUUCAUCCACCUGAGUGUUCAGGAGUUUCUGGCUGCUCUUCAUGUUCACCUGACCUUCAACAAAUCUGGAGUCAAUCUGAUGGCAGAAGGUGAAAUGAAAUCCAAGGAAUUGGAAAAAAGAAAUCAUGAAUCCUCAGAGACAGAAAUGUACAAGAGUGCUGUGGACAUGGCCCUAGAGAGUCCAGAUGGACACCUGGACUUGUUCCUCCGCUUCCUACUUGGUCUUUCACUGGAGACCAAUAAGCGUCACUUCAGAGGCUUUGUGGCACAGACUGAAGAAAGUUUAGUGGCCAAUAAGUACACAGCCCAGUACAUCAAGGAGAAGUUGAAUCAUCAUGGUGUGGAGAAAAGCAUCAAUCUGUUCCACUGUCUGAAUGAACUUAAUGAUCAGUCGCUGGUGGAGGAAAUCCAACAAUCUCUACAAACAGGAAGUCUUUCAACACACCAGUUGUCUCCUGCUCAGUGGUCAGCUCUGCAUUUCAUCCUACUGUCAUCAGAGAAAGAUCUGGAGAUAUUUGACCUGAAGAAAUACUCUGCUUCAGAGGAAGCUCUUCAGAGACUGUUGCCAGUAGCCAAAGCCUCCAGCAAAGUUAUACUGAGUGGCUGUAACCUCUCAGAGAGAAGCUGUGAAGCUCUGUCCUCAUUGCUCAGCUCAACAUCCUCUAGUCUCAGAGAUCUGGACCUGAGUAACAAUGACCUGACAGAUUCAGGAGUGAAGCUGCUGUGUGAAGGACUGAUGAGUCCUAACUGUGAACUGGAGAUUCUCAGGCUUUCAGGCUGCCUGAUCGCAGAUGAAGGAUGUGCUGCUCUGGCCUCAGCUCUGACUACAAACCCGUCUCACCUGAAGGAGCUGGACCUCAGCUUCAAUCAUCCUAGAGAGGCAGGAAUGGAGAGUCUAGCAGCUAUACUGAAGAAUCCAAACUUCAGGCUGGAGUCUCUCAACAUGGAGCCUGCAGGAGAAAGAUGGAUGACAUCAGGUCUGAAGAAAUAUUCCCGUCCACUAACAGUCGACCUGAACACUGUAAGCAGAUUCCUCAGAUUGUCUGACAAGAGGAAAGUGACACGUGUGGCAGAGGAGCAGCCAUAUCCUGAUCAUCCAGACAGAUUUGAUCUCCAUCAGCUGUUGUGUACUGAUGGUCUGACUGGUCGCUGUUACUGGGAGGUUGAGUGGAGUGGGAAAGUCUACAUGUCAGUGAGUUACAGGGAAAUCAAUAGAAAAGGACUCAAUGAUGAUUCCUGGUUUGGAUUGAAUGAUAAGUCCUGGUGUCUAAUCUGCUCUAAUGAUGGUUACACUGUUUGGCAUGAUAGUGAAAAAAAAGCUUUCAUCCCUGUUCCCUCCUUCUCCUCUCCCUCCUUUGUCUCUGACAGAGUGGCCGUAUAUGUGGACUGUCCUGCUGGGACUCUGUCCUUCUACAGAGUCUCUUCAGAUGCACUGAUCCACAUCUACACCUUCAACACCAAAUUCACUGAAACACUUUAUCCUGGAUUUGGGAUCAGGAAUUAUUCAGGAGCGUGCUGGUGCUCAUUUUAGUCCUAUGUUCUUUUCAAAACUAAUACAUUUCAAGACUAUCAAUGCAAUAAAAACAGGAAAAAAACAAUAAAAAGUCACAUUAAUAAAACAGUUUUUUAAAAGAAACAACAUAGUCCAUCGAUCUUAAGUCCAAACAAAGGAGAAUUCUUGAGUCUAAGAACCACUGAACUAACGAUUCUGUCUCCCUUUGUUUUCAAUUAAUCAUAAAAUAAAAAGUCAUCAGCAGGUCCUGAUGACAGGACAUGUGGCCUUUUCAUAUUCAAUGGUGCCUGUCUGUGAAAACUCCUUAAGUCAAUAAAAUAAUUUUAUUUUAUUUUACUGUGGAAAAAAAAGAAAAACUGAAGUCAAUGUCACUGCAUCAAUAUUGGAGUCACGUAUGAAAACCUAUAGGAUUGUCAGAAGCCUGGCAGCAUCAUUUACUACACCUUGCAGCCACUCUAGGGAAGGAAUGCUGAGAUGCACAGAGUGCAGUGGGGAAAAGCAUCAAUAAUUAGUUAUGAGAAUGUGAGAAUAAAGAAUCUAUGACCAGAUCAUUAAAAGUAAUGAAUCUAAGACUGGAUGUAAGAUUUUAUCCAAAACCUCUCAGUUUAAUGUCAAUAAUCUCUGUAAUAUGCAUUUCUCUGAUGUACAUUUUUUCUUCUCUAAGUUUGUGAAAACUGGUUAAGAUGUAGAUUUCCUGGUUGCUAUUAGUGCCUGAAGACAAUGUAAUGUAAUCUACUUGCACUUUAAACUGCAAUUUAAACUACAAUAUAUUCUAAUGUUGUGGUAAUGAUUCUAUGCAUUGAUUGUUUUCUUGUGCUUAACAAAUUAUCAAUAAGAAGAAUAAAUACUUGGAAAUAUACAUCUUCACUAAUAUGCUAUAAGUCGUACACAUAUACUACCGUUCAAAAGUUUGGGGUCACAUUGGAAAGUCACUAAAAGCACUGUACUUUUCAAUGAAAAUAACUCUAAACCAGUCCUAACUUUAAAGAAAUACACUCUAUACAUUGCUAAUGUGGUAAAUGACUAUUCUAGCUAAAAAUGUUGGGUUUU